AGCAGCAGCCAACAAGACACUACAUGAAACGUAAAACACUUCUAUUGAAAAAAACUGACGUGUUUAUGUUGUCUGUAUUUAUCUAAGAAAUAUCAGGGCAACAUGUUAUCUUCCAUAAUAGGAGUAAGCAUUUUUCGCAUACUUCAUAAGGUCGGCGCAGAGUUCUGCGGUUAUCUGUCAGAAGCAGCAUUGCACAAUUUCUGACAUUAAAGUAGAGAUGCCUGCCUUUCCAAUAUUGUCAAGCACAGCAGGAUUAAAAAAGGUGUUAAGAGAUCAGAAAAUCAUAGAGUGAUGCAACAACAAAUACAGAACAAAGAAGUGAAGAUGUCUUCCUUAACAACAAGCUGCCAGAGACACACCAGGAGAGAUGGAAAAAAUUGUCAGCUGGGUCUCUUGAGACAAACACUACUGAAAAUGGUAUACCAGAAACAAGUCUGAGAGGCAACUUAACAGUGAACUGCUGCAGUGACUUAAGAGCAAACAGAAGGAGCUGCAUUUUGUCUUCCUGAUACUUGUUCCAGCCAGUGCACACUUAAUAUAUUAAUAAUCUGCCUGGGUAAGAAGAUUCCACAAACAUGAAUGACUACAGACUUGACCAUUGAUUGCUCUUUACAGAUGUUUACACUUUGAGCAUGGCAUUCUGAAGAAAACACUGAAAACUGUUUUAUGAGGUGAUAAUGCAGAAGGGAGUGGGACGAACAAGGUGAGGACGGAUUUCACAGCAGCAUCUUAAUGUAACUGAUAGGACAGAGAAGAGCAACUCCAAGCAAAGAUGUCAUUCACAAAAAAUGUGAGCAAAGGAGCUUAUGAUUUUUUACUGCCCUGAACUGGUCUGAUCACAACAGGGUUCAUAAUAGCUGUAGCAGAAACAGAUACAUUUAAGCUGGCAUCAUACCUGGAAAACUUCCACAUAAAUUUUUAGACUUUGCAGUACAUUAUGGCUAUCCUGAUUUAUAACUGUUAGCAACUCGUUAGAUGUUACAGAAUCAUCAGCCUUUGCAAAAGCAGAAACUAUGGAAACAAACGACUCAAACCGGACUUGUGAGUUCUAUAACCGCAACCAUCCUUUCCUUCUAGGGGGUUACAUUGUCAUUUUUGUUAUUGGAUUAAUAUUAAAUAGCACAUCCAUCUUUGUAUUCAUCUACUACUUUCGAAUGAACACAGUUGUGACAAUUUAUAUGUGUAACUUGGCUGUAAGUGACUUGUUGUUCACCCUUUCACUCCCGUUUCGUAUGCACUACUAUGCAAACAGUGCAUGGAGCUUUGGGAAUGUGCCCUGUCAGAUCUCAGGAAGCCUUUUCCAGAUCAACAUGUAUGGUAGUUGCCUAUUCCUUCUCUGCAUCAAUAUUGACAGAUUCUUGGCGGUUGUGUACCCACUAAGACUACGGCAUCUUCGGCGGCAAAAGGUGGCGCAUAUGGUUUGCCUGUCAGUUUGGAUUGUCAUUAUAUUGUUCUGUGCCCCUGUGGCCCGAAUGCACAAAACCACCCAAUGCACAUAUUUUGGGAGUGGAAAAAAUGAAACCUUGUGUUUUGAGAGCUUUACAGAUGACAGCUGGAAAGAUAAUAUCAUCCCUCUAGUGAUUACGGCAGAAAUUCUUGGCUUCCUCCUGCCACUAUCUGUUGUUACCUACUGCACUACUCAUACACUUGUGGUGCUGUUUAAGAGAAGGUCUGAGCACAGCACACGAGGUAUUAAGACUAUUCGUCUGUUAGUGGUCAACAUGGUGAUAUUUGUUGUCUGCUUUGUACCGUACAAUACCACAUUAGCAAUUUAUAGCCUACUUAAGUCUAAUGGGCAUUCUCAGCUGAAAAGUGACACUGUACGUUCAGUGCUGUUUAUCACAAUAAUGAUGGCAAGCGUGAACUGUGUCCUAGAUCCUCUUGUCUAUUACUUUAGUACAGAAGGCUUUCGCAGUACCUUUCGGAACAUAACAGUGGCACAAAAGAAGGUAAACAAUUCCACAGCCCAGAGAGUACUGUGGAAAGGUAGCAACAAGAAAGAGAUUGCUAACGAAAGUAAAAUUUCACUGAACACAUGCCUUCAGAACAUGUCUGUCUUACAAAAGCAGCCCAUUGAAAUAAUCAACACAGAGUCUGUUGUUUAGGGUUUGGACUAAGGCCACAGCUGUGUCCCUCUUUGUGACACCUUCCUUCAACAGUCUUUUAAACAUAUUUUUGCAUAUAAUGCCAGCUGGUUGUCCAUGUAGCAUGUACAUAACAAUUUGUACUCAUGUUUUUACCUGUUUUGUUGUCUUCUGUUUAAUUAAUUUUUCCUCUGCAACAAAGAAUAAUGGCCCUCUGACCUCAAACUGUUUAAAUGUUAAAUAUUGAAAAACAAUAAAACAUGAAUAAUUUGUUUAAAAUCUGCUGCAUGAAACACUCUUAUUAAAAUUGUAAUAUGACCUGAUGCAUGAAGCUGUGA
Molecule: messenger RNA, 2422 nt
Organism: Protopterus annectens (West African lungfish)
Lineage: Eukaryota; Metazoa; Chordata; Ceratodontiformes; Protopteridae
Product: lysophosphatidic acid receptor 5-like
Exons: 2
Coding region: 1014-2105 (363 amino acids)
Biological process (GO): G protein-coupled receptor signaling pathway; behavioral response to pain
Cellular component (GO): membrane
Molecular function (GO): G protein-coupled receptor activity
Source: RefSeq, a predicted model, not a curated record